Messenger RNA from Dermacentor albipictus, 1216 nucleotides. The record is from RefSeq and is a predicted model, not a curated record. Lineage: Eukaryota; Metazoa; Arthropoda; Arachnida; Ixodida; Ixodidae.
GGGAAACUUGUGGAAGGCUGAUACGUGGACGGGCUCCGCUGCGCAGCUUUUUUUUUUUUCAGUUAGAUUUUUCAGGCAAGCGCUUGCCGCAGGCGUCAUCGCAGUCCUCCAACGAGGGGGCUUCACUCCGAGUGGCGUCAGAUAGCAAAAUGUGGCGACUGCCUUUGCGCUCGCGCGUCUAUAAUUAGAGCGCGCGACAAGCUCGCAAGACCUUGUCCGAAGGCGAAGGCCCAGCGGAGGGGUCCCGCCGUUGGCUCAGGGGUCGUGUUUUCGUGAAAAAAGAAACUGCGCGACACGGGGCGUCUUAGUUGCGCAGUUUCACCGCCGCCUGUUUAUCGAGAGACUUCCUGCAGGAGCUCCUCUGCGGCCGCCGUAUUGUUCCCGGUAACGGCUUUGGUUCCGACGUCUGGUCGCGCACGCAUGCACCUUUCUAGCGGCUAUGCAAAGGCGCGUUGACACUACGACGACAGUCGGCCGAUUUUGGUCUGCCGACUCAGCGACAUCUUUAAAGUGCCUGUUUCGUGGCUCGACGUGGCAUGCCCUCUACCGGAACACGGAGGACGAUGGCUUCGGCCCCGAUGACCGCUGCCUCAGGGACACCCAGACGAGCGAGUUGGCCGCCGGAAGCGCCCGCGUUCGUUUCCGCUACGGCACUGGUCAAGAAUGGAACGGAACGACGCGGUUCAUGGAGCCCGGAGGCCAGAUCAGCCCUAACACCCUCAAGAGCCUUCUCGAUGGAGGAUCCGAGGUGUCCUGGUUCGAUGUCCUGUUCGUGAAUUGCAAUCACUGCAAAGUCAUGAAAAGAGGAGGAGUUCCCGAUGCGCAAUGCUCGCUGUGGGUGCGCCAGGCGGCUCUGCGGCGAGGCGUGCCUCCGUAUUGCCAUUUUGUGUACGACCUGCUCUGCGGUUCUUCGCCCAAGUACCAGAUAUCGGACACCGGCUGCCUCUGUGAAGACUCCAAACUGGCCCAUUGUUAAUCCAACGGCAUCGACAAGUGGUCAACCACCGCGCAGGAGCUGAUCGACGAUGGCGAGACUGCAUCCAACUGCUACGGGUUGUGAAGACAGUCUUGGGAAUUGUUUAUUUAAGUUCCAGUGCGUUGCGUAUUUCUGUACGUGCGCGGGCUGUCACGCGCACUUUAGGUAGCGCGCUUUCUUGUGGCAACUGCUUGCAUUCCUCUUUUUUUAGCGUUGCGAUUAAACUGCAAUCCUUUGAAA